Messenger RNA from Tympanuchus pallidicinctus (lesser prairie-chicken), 1805 nucleotides. RefSeq names its product alpha-1,4-N-acetylglucosaminyltransferase (gene A4GNT). The record is from RefSeq and is a predicted model, not a curated record. Gene Ontology annotation, molecular function: acetylglucosaminyltransferase activity. Lineage: Eukaryota; Metazoa; Chordata; Aves; Galliformes; Phasianidae. Gene Ontology annotation, biological process: protein O-linked glycosylation. The coding region runs from base 92 to 1258 and encodes 388 amino acids. The transcript has 3 exons.
ACCCCAUUGGCCUCACACCAUCUCUUGGGCUGAGAAAGUAAAGCCACUUUUUCUCUGAGCAUCCAUCUGCUGCCUUCAGAAGUCUCCUUGCAUGAUCCAGACAGUUUGGGUGUCUUCCUCCAGGAGCUGGGCUUCCAGGAGGCCUGAUGGCCAACGAACAAGCUGGAAAUGUGGAUUCAUCAGAACUAUAAUCCAGCAUAUAUGCCUGAGGCAUCACUUCAAAGCCCAAGGGAAAACAAGAAUGUUGAAGAAAAUCCACAUAUGCCUCUGCUUCUUCUUCGUCUCCGGCAUUUUGUACGAGAUCUCCUUGCUAUCUGGCUGCUUCUUCUCCUGUAUGCCUAUGCCCAAGCAAUUCCUGACACCUGAGCAAGUCCUCAACCUGGGCAGAAGCAUCAUCUUCCUGGAGACGACAGAGCGCCUGGAACCACCACCACUGGUGUCCUGCUCCGUGGAGUCUGCUGCCAGGAUCUACCAGGACCGGCCCAUCAUCCUCUUCAUGAAGGGGCUGACAAAUGACACCGUGUUGGACUCAAACUCCAGCUACACAGCCUUCUCGCUUUUAUCUUCUAUGAAGAAUGUCUUCCUUUUUCCUCUCCAGAUGGAAAACGUCUUCCAGGAGACCCCUCUUCUACAGUGGUACAACGAGGUAGACCCCGAAGAGGAGAAGAACUGGGUCCAUGUCAGCUCUGACGCCAGCAGACUGGCCCUCAUUUGGAAGUAUGGGGGCAUCUACAUGGACACAGAUGUCAUCUCCAUCAGGCCCAUCCCUGAGGGAAGCUUCCUGGCAGCACAGAAGUCAAGGUUUUCCAGCAAUGGGAUCUUUGGUUUCCCUGCCCGUCACAAAUUUAUUUGGGACUGCAUGGAGAAUUUUGUUCUCAAGUACAACGGGAACAUCUGGGGGAACCAGGGGCCCUUUUUAAUGACGAGGAUGCUUAAAGCCAUCUGCAAUCUCACAGAUUUCAAAGGCGUCGAGGAUCACAGCUGUCAGAACAUCUCCUUCCUGAACCCACAGCGUUUCUACCCCAUCCCAUACCCAGCCUGGAGCCGCUACUACGAUGUAUGGGACAAAGUCCCUGACUUCAACCACUCCUAUGCUCUGCACUUGUGGAACUUCAUGAACCGCAACAGGAAAGCUGUGGUUGCUGGGAGCAACUCGCUGGCUGAAAAACUGUACAAAACCUACUGCCCCAGCACUUAUGAGGACCUGAUCCAAAACGCAGAGCUGAGGGUCUUCACAAGCUAUGAGGACUCUGUGUGAUGUGUAGGAAGAAGGAAGGAGUGAUUCUUCCAGACCGUCCCCAUUGGAGUCAGCAGCUGGCUUUGCAGUCGAAAGACCUUUGCAUAGCCACUGCCCAUGCUCCUUUAGGCUGCCAAGGAACAUAUGCAUUGGAUGCAGCCUGCAGAGACAUUAUAACAACACUUUUGCGUGAGAGGUUGAGUAAAUUUGGUUUUAUUUCUUUAGAGGUGCUCGUGAACCAAAUCUUAACAAAUCAAAGGGACUUGUGGACCUUUCUACUGAGCUUUGUGAAAGGAGGUGUUCAUAAAAAGACCUGCUGCCUUCCUAGGAUGGAUUUCAGAUGCUCUUCUUGACAGAAUUGUCAGCUACACAUCAGACAAGUUGCCAACACAAGGGGCCUUGGGAUGGGCUGAGGCCUCUGAGCAGGUGUAAUGCAUGUGUAAUGGCAGGGGAUGGAUGACUGCUAAUGAAGAGUAGCCCAAACUACUGUCUUCUCGUUAAUCUGAGCUUUUCUCACAUGAACUUUAUACCCUCCAUUUUUGAGAGGGACAUAUCAGUGCAAGUUAAA